AUGUCUGAAUUAUUGAUUGCAUUUUUUAGCGACGUCUUUGUCCGCUCGGUGGUGACGAAGCCGAUCUGGAUGGUCAUUGUCCUAGACCAGAGCGAGGUUAGCAGCACCCGAAUGCUCCUCGGCCAACAGGUCGCCCGCCUCCUGGUCGCGUCGCUGAGCGAGAAGGACCGUGUCGGUCUGGUCUUGGCCACCGACGGGACGCGCGUCCCACGCCCCCACGCCGGCCCCACCAGCCAGCACCUGGACCUCUACCCUGCCACCCAUGAAACGAAACUGUUUCUGGGUGAACACAUCUACGGACUUCGGAGCUCUCGGAUAACCAAGACGAACCACACUCGAGCCCUGCUAGAGGCCUUCAGGAUCAUCCGCCACGCCACAGAAUCGCAGUUGCGUGGAGGACCUGAAGCGGAUGCACUUGGACCCCCCACAGGUGAACUUGCUUCGGUCGACCCUGUCCAAAUCUCUUUAGCGCUUUCUACUUUGAUUUGUCGUAACUUGCCAAUGUUCGGUUUGGCCAUAGAUGAUGCCUUUUCAGUUUAA
Molecule: messenger RNA, 540 nt
Organism: Mesocestoides corti
Lineage: Eukaryota; Metazoa; Platyhelminthes; Cestoda; Cyclophyllidea; Mesocestoididae
Source: the annotation of a GenBank genome assembly